AUGCUUCUCGUGUGGGCUGCUCUCCAACUUGUGGCAUUGCCCAUCUGUCGGGCAGUUGCCAUCCCUAAUCCGACGUCAGGAGCCUAUAACGACCACCCUCACGAUAUCAAUCCCCCUCUUCCUGGUCUUUGGUAUCACACAGAGGAUCACCCAGUUAAUGCUCUGUUCAGACGCGCUACUAACGACGGUGUUACUUACGCGCCGGUUGGCUCUUCGACCUGGUCAAGUUCAUUUCCCCAGUCCUCUCCGAACCCAAGCGCGUUACCUGCCGAAUGGGUUAGCGCUCUCAAUGCUGCAGUCGCCGCAGGGAAAAUUCCAAAUAUACCUCAGUCAUCAAACACACCAGGGGUCAAUCCUGUGUAUCCCCCUGGUGUCAACCCAAGUGGUCCAGAAGUUUGCUCAGCCACGUACAAGUGCAGGAACCCCGCCGACCUUUGGGAUGCUCCGACAGGUGUUUUUGCUAGUUCAUUUGAUGAUGGCCCUCUGCCUCCGACUACUCAGCUUGUUCAAUUUUUUAACUCUAAUAACGAGACAACGACGCAUUUUAUGAUUGGUAUCAACAUCAUCAAUAAUCCGCAACAGUUCCUCGCUGCCUUCAGUAGUUCGCAUGAUAUAGGCGUUCAUACCUGGACACAUCCUUACAUGACUACCUUGAAUAAUCUCGAUGUCCUUGGCCAGCUCGGGUGGACAAUACAGCUCAUUCACAAUUCCACUGGUGGUCGAGUGCCGAAAUACUGGAGACCCCCUUAUGGUGAUUCUGAUAAUCGGGUCAGGGCAAUUGCAAAGGAGGUAUUCGGCAUGGACACUGUCAUUUGGAAUCAAGACACUGGGGACUGGAGCCUUACAACGGGCGGAACGACUCCACAGGCUGUUCAAUCUAGUAUGCAGCGGUUCUUAACUGGACCCAAAUCCCCAGGACUGAUGAUUCUGGAGCACGAGCUCACUCCUCAAUCCGUGUCUGCGUUUAUUGCUGCCUAUCCCCUCAUCAAAGGCAACGGCUGGAGUUUACAGUCAUUAGCACAGUUGUAUGGUGGCCGAUCCUAUCAAAAUGCCCAGGGCUCUUCGUCAAAUGAUGUUGUGCCUGCGGGGGUUCUGGUUGCACAAAAUACAACAACGCUUUCAGCCAGUCGUUCAACGUUGUCGACUUCGCAAACUGCCACUUCUACCAGUUUCGUGGUAGCAACACCAACGCCAACCCCGGCGCACAGCUCCGCGAUAUCCAUCCAGCACCGUCCUUACAUUUGGCAGCUACCAUGCCUUCUGAUUGCCAUUCUUGCUACUCACUCGGCGUAG
Messenger RNA from Laccaria bicolor S238N-H82, 1293 nucleotides. Its product is annotated as carbohydrate esterase family 4 protein. Lineage: Eukaryota; Fungi; Basidiomycota; Agaricomycetes; Agaricales; Hydnangiaceae. The transcript is spliced from 8 exons. Gene Ontology annotation, cellular component: membrane. Gene Ontology annotation, molecular function: chitin deacetylase activity. The record is from RefSeq and is a predicted model, not a curated record. The coding region runs from base 1 to 1293 and encodes 430 amino acids. Gene Ontology annotation, biological process: carbohydrate metabolic process.